Messenger RNA from Cotesia glomerata, 793 nucleotides. RefSeq lists its product as uncharacterized. The transcript is spliced from 4 exons. NCBI's taxonomy places the organism in Eukaryota, Metazoa, Arthropoda, Insecta, Hymenoptera, Braconidae. The record is from RefSeq and is a predicted model, not a curated record. The coding region runs from base 143 to 658 and encodes 171 amino acids.
CUGCACUCCAGACUCGAGUACAAGAGCAACUUUUGCCUCAUUCGACUUUUCCUGCUCUGGCUAUAAUUAUCCAGUAAGUUUCCUUUUUUUAUUAUUGACUUUUAAAACGAAUAUUUCACUCUUUUUUUAGGCUCUUUUUAUCAUGAAACACUUUUUGCGGGUUUUUUUCAUUUCUGCGAUGGUUCUUUGCAUCCAUUCUCAAAAUUUCACCAAAGAAAUAUCAUUUGAAAAUUGUCAAAAAAAUGAAUGGUGGAUAAAAAACAUUUCCCCUUCAUUGCCGAUCGAUAACAAAAUAAACUUUGAAGCUGAAAUAGGAAUAGGUGAAAACACAGGGAACUCAAGUCACGUGGUGAAAUACUCGUUGACAAACUGCACCGACUUGUGGUGUAAAGCCUUCGAAAAUUUGACAAUUGAAGGCGUUGAUUGCGCAACUAACGGCACGGAGCCUGAAAAAAAGCCCUGUGCAAUUUCAAAGAUUUUGGUGAACUGGACGCAAAACGGAACGAAUUUGCAGACUAUGAGCGUUAAGAAAUUGAAAAAUGGGUGCGUGAAAAAUGUGCAGACCCUCGGGGGUGAAAAAAAAAAACCCCUCGCUCCUGGCUCAGUGCUGCAGCCAUUCAUUAAAAGCAUUCCGAUGAACCCCGCGUUGACUAAGUAGCUGAUUUGACGCCGGGAAGUUCCUUUAGGGUUCUCUAUUCUUCCGGAAAUAAUGUAUAUUAUCGUGUAUUAUGUAUAGCAUGUAUUGCGGAGGAUGAUAAUAAUAAUAAAAAUGAUAAAAAAUGUGAAUAAGUAA